GGUUCGAAAAGCAUCUAAGAAGAACCCUAGCUACCUAAAAUCAAUCCACACUUGUCUGCUUUUAGACAACGUUGGAUGUAAAAUCUUCUUGCUCGCAAAACGAAAUGGACAACUCCCAGAAGAAGAAGAUCGAAACCCCAACUCCAAAAUCCAAAUUCGAGGAUUCUCCAGUGUUCAACUACAUUAACAAUCUCUCUCCUAUUGAAGCCGUCAGAUCAAUCCCCACUGUUCAGACCUUUAGCUCUCUCAGUUUCGCUUCUCCUCCUCCUGUAUUCACCUCUCCUCACGCCUCUUUUCACAGAGAGUCCAGGUUCUUCAGAUGUCAUAACUCUGUUGAGCGUUCAAAGGCUUUUGAGUCUCUAGAUGGGUCUGCUUCAAAACAAGAAGUUGUAGUAGCGUCUGGUGAAGUAGAUCUAAACAAAGAGGCUACUUUGGAAGAACAAGAAGAGGAAACUUCUUGUGAGCUGCCACUUAUCCUCAAGUCUCACAGCCAAGCUUCUGACCAUGUUGAUUCUCCUUGCACUGGAGAUAUUGUCACCCAAGUACUCAUAGAUCCUCCUCGAGGAGAAGACAAUGCUUCUACUUCUGAGGAUGUCAGUGUGAGACUCAAGAAGAUUCUUGAUAAUGACACUCCUGGUUGUAGACGUUUGAUGGCAGAUGCAGCUGAGCUUUUAGUAUUUCGAUCUCCUAAUGACUCUGAGGCUUUUGGAUGUCUUGUGGAUAAGAUAUCUAGCUCUGAGAGACGUUUCUGCGCUGGUGUCAAGCUAACCAAGCAGUAUGAUAUCAUCAAAGAUGUUCCAGCCUCUGGAUCCAGCACUGAUAAUGAGCCUUUGGCUGUGGUUCCAAGUCAGGCUGUCUCUAACUUGCACCGUGGUAGCAUGCGAAGACGUUGUCUAGACUUUGAGGUGCUAGGGAAGCGGAAGAAGGAUAUAGCUGAAGAUCAGCAAACUCUGUGUGAAAAUAACGCAGAAUCUUCCUCGAAAUGCGUUGUACCCGGUAUUGGUCUCCAUCUAAACGCCAUUGCAAUGGCCUCAAGGGGCAGUAAGAUCAAUAUCAUACAUGAGGAUUCAGCAUCUGUAGAGAUUCAAAAGAGUUUCCCAGGCUCUACCACUCCGGUUAACUCCCAAGACAUCAUGCCAGAAACUUUGGACCAAGCAGUAAGUAAGCCUGGGGAAGGGUUAGCUGUAGAAGAAGAAACUCCCAAAGCAUUGGUGUUGGAAGAGUUGAAUCAGGACAGCCUUCAGAAAAAGAAGCGUAGGGUUGAUGAACCUGGAGAGGGCGAGUCAUGUAAGAGAUGCAACUGCAAAAAGUCAAAGUGUUUGAAGCUUUACUGUGAAUGCUUUGCUGCUGGGGUUUAUUGCAUAGAGCCAUGUUCAUGUGUAGAUUGCUUCAACAGACCUAUCCAUGAAGACACUGUCUUGGCUACUCGCAAACAGAUUGAAUCCAGAAAUCCACUUGCAUUUGCUCCCAAAGUCAUCCGAAACUCUGAUUCCAUCAUGGAGACUAUUGAUGAUGCAAGUAAAACUCCAGCUUCUGCACGUCACAAACGGGGCUGCAACUGCAAGAAAUCAAACUGUCUGAAGAAAUACUGUGAAUGCUAUCAGAGUGGAGUUGGCUGUUCCAUAAACUGUAGAUGUGAAGGAUGUAAGAAUGCAUUCGGCAAAAAAGAUGCGUAUCUACUUACUAUCAUGGAGAGCAAACAAGAGGAAGAUGUGUCGAAAAUCCAACAAAAUCCCGACCUGUCUAAAGAAGUCGAGCAGAACCCAAGUUCUGAUCAACCUUCAACACCACUGCCACCGUACAGACAUAUGGUGGUUCAUCAGCCAUUUUUGUCUAAGAACAGGCUGCUUCCUACACAGUUUUUUCUUGGCGCGGGUUCUUCCUCUUUUAGAAAGCCAGACGGUGAUUUAAAGCAGGCAAGGAAUGAGAAGAAGCCUCUUGAAACGGUGACAGAAGACAAAACAGAGAUUAUGCCUGAGAUUCUCAGCGAUACCCCUAUAACUACCAUCAAGGCGAUCUCUCCCAACAGCAAGAGAGUCUCUCCUCCCCACGUUGGCUCCUCUGAAUCAGGGUCAAUCCUAGGGAAGAGAACUAAUGGCCGCAAACUGAUUUUACGGUCCAUUCCAGCUUUUCCUUCUCUUAACCCAAAUCAGUGAAAUAAAAGAGCCAUUUGGUCAAGCUAUGGAAACCAAACUAUUUGUAUCUUUGUAAGAUUCUCUAGAUGAUUUUAAGCCUAUAUAAGCAACAUGUUAUUGUAAGAUACUUGUCUUUUAGCAGGUAAUGUAAUAUCUCAUUCUAGUUUAUAAAAAACAUCCAAAACUGAACUUGAG
Eruca vesicaria subsp. sativa (arugula) is the source of this 2330-nucleotide messenger RNA. The record is from the annotation of a GenBank genome assembly. NCBI's taxonomy places the organism in Eukaryota, Viridiplantae, Streptophyta, Magnoliopsida, Brassicales, Brassicaceae.